CGCCCCUUUCUUCUUGCUCCUUCUUAUCCUUUCCCCCUCCGCCAGUUCCGGAAGGGAACCCUUUCAAAAUCUCUUCCAAAUUGACGCGUAGGACCAAUAUUGUUAACACAAUCCGGAAUAGUAAACAUGGCGGCGGCCGUCAGAUGCCUCGGUAGAGUCUUGAUACAGCAUCAAAGGCAUAAUCUCUCCAAAAUGGCUAAUCAGUCACUUUAUCCUUGCUCUGUAUGUGUUCAGGUGCCCAACAGACAUUUUGCUGCUGCUACAAAGCCUGCAAAGAAAACAAAAAAAGGUGCCAAAGAAAAAGCAUUGGAUGACAAAAAAGAUGAGAUAGAAAAAAUAAAGUCAUAUCCCUUUAUGGAAGGUGAACCUGAGGAUGAUGUUUACUUAAAACGCCUAUAUCCAAGGCAGAUAUACGAGAUGGAGAAAGCUAUUCACUUACUUAAGAAAUUUCAAAUUCUGGACUUUACAAAUCCAAAGCAAGGUGUUUAUCUUGAUUUGACAUUGGAUAUAGCACUGGGAAAGAAGAAAAAAGUGGAGCCAUUUGCCAGUGUUCUUAGUUUUCCAUACCCAUUUACUUCAGAAAUUAAUAAAGUUGCUGUAUUUACAGGGAAUGCAUCAGAAAUUAAAAUAGCGGAAGAAAAUGGAGCUGCAUUUGCAGGAGGAACUAAUCUGAUUCAGAAGAUUUUGGAGGAUGAAAUUCAAUCAGAUUAUUAUGUAGCUGUUCCAGAAAUAAUGCCUGAGCUUAAUCCAUUAAAGAAGAAGCUGAAAAAAAGAUUUCCAAAGUUUACUCGAAAUUCCAUUGGCCGUGACAUCCCCAAAAUGCUUGAAUUAUUUAAAACUGGACAUGAAAUUAAGGUAGAUGAAGAAAGGGAGAAUUUUCUCAAGACAAAAAUAGCAACACUAGAUAUGUCAAGUGACCAGAUAGCUGCCAAUUUGCAAGCAGUUAUCAAUGAAGUUUGUAGGCACAGACCGCUGAAUUUGGGACCCUUUGUGGUACGAGCUUUUCUUCGAAGUUCGACUAGUGAAGGUUUGUUAUUAAAGGUCGAGCCUUUGUUGCCUAAAGAAGUGGAAACCAAAGAAAGCAACCAAGAAGCUGCCUAAAAGUGUUGUGUUGUGAAAUUAUUUUUAGUGGAUUAAGAAGCAACAGAGAAAAUCAUAAAACUGUAUAAUUUCUAUGUUUGGUAUCUUGUUAUUUCUUGAUCAUCAUGCUCAAAAGUGAAUUUUCACACUGGAAAAAUCUUACAACACUUUCAAAAAUAAGAAAAUAAAAUUUUAUCUGAGUCUACAUUUUA
Pteropus alecto (black flying fox) is the source of this 1292-nucleotide messenger RNA. RefSeq names its product mitochondrial ribosomal protein L1 (gene MRPL1). NCBI's taxonomy places the organism in Eukaryota, Metazoa, Chordata, Mammalia, Chiroptera, Pteropodidae. Gene Ontology annotation, cellular component: mitochondrion; large ribosomal subunit. The transcript has 9 exons. Gene Ontology annotation, molecular function: structural constituent of ribosome; RNA binding. The coding region runs from base 127 to 1101 and encodes 324 amino acids. The record is from RefSeq and is a predicted model, not a curated record. Gene Ontology annotation, biological process: translation.